GGACACUUGGCAAAGGCACUCGCUGUUGAUCCUCGAAAGUGUGCGGAGCUCUUCGUGCUUGGCGGACGCGCACCAGAAGACCUCGUUCCCUGCCUCUCUUCUAGCAGGGACGACUGUGCGCACUGUCGCGGACGUUGUCCCCGUGUUUACUCGAAAAAGAGACGGUCGCAUGUGUCGUCGAAUCGCGGGCACGGCCGAGAACUAUCCCUGCUGACCGGAAAAAUUCCCAAGAACCUGCCCCUUGCAGAGACUUGCGUUGGACGUCUGGAGUGUUGGUCUGUCACCGAGAUCUAAAGAAAUGUGUUGUCACUAAUUUUUCCACGAGGUCCACCCAUCAGGGAACAGGCAAGAAGACUCUCCUGCCUUUUGCCAAGCCGCGGCCUUUCAGCAUCGACCCAGCUCGCAGUCGACCUCGUCCCUUCGGCGGCGCACACAGGAGAGCCAUUGAAGAUCCUUGACCUGGAGAACCUCUCUCGCACUGUGUCCUCAUACUUUUACCUGAGGGAGUCUAAAGCUCGUCGAAACGUGUAACUAUCGUGGGGCACGUGGCAGGCGUGGCAUCUUUUCGUGUUACGGGGCAACACACGGCUUGAGAGUGCUUACAGUGGGAUCCGGCGGCAUCGACAUGAUCGUGAUCACGCACUUCGGCAAGCCGAUGACACGGAAGAAAGGUGUCAAAAUGCUCCAGCAAAUCCUGCGGGACAUGUACAUUGACCCCCAGCUACUUGCUGAGCUGGAUGAUGAGCAGAAGCACAUCCUUUUCUGCAAGAUGCGAGAGGAGCAAGUACGACGUUGGGAACAGCGUGAAAAGGAGCUUGCCCUGAACAACAAAAAGAAUGGCACCAAUAGCAACAGCAACAAGCCUGGAAGCAAACGUGUGGACUUCCUGUUGGGCUCUGAUGGCAAGCCAUGGACUUGGGUGAUGGGUGAGCAUCCCGAGGACUCCACCAUUGAGGAGAUCCUGGAGAAGGAGACCAAGGAAAAGGCUCGUAUUCAAGCAGCCCAGGAAGCCCUUCAGCUGAGAAAUCAAGAGGAGCAGCAACAAAAGCAACAGCAGCAGAGGCAGGAGCAGCAGCAGCAGGAGCAGCUUUGGCAGCAGCAGCAACAACAACAGCAGCAGCAGCCGCAACAACAACAGCAAAAGGAAAUAGUGGUGGUGCCAACGACUCCUUCACCUCCACCAGACAUACCGAAAGACUGUAUAGAGGAAGUGGUUCGGUUGCGGCGCAAAAAGAAGCCCCUGGAAGGCUGCUUCUCGUUGGAGAAAGAAGUGGCUGCCCUCCUCCAGGACUCGGUGGUUGCUACAUCGCGGGUCUCCACGGUGGAUCGGAGCAUGUGGCUUUCUCAGAAGCAGCAAGAGAUUAAAAAUCGAGAGGAAAGCCUGAAACAACUGAUGGAGCAAAGGUCACAGGAGAUAUACCAAGAAAUCAAGGCCCAGCAGCGCAAAAGUUUUGAGGCUGCUGAACGUGAGAGCAUGGUUCAGGAGGAAUUUUGGAUUGAGCAAGAGAAGAAAGCAAAGGAAGUGGAGAAGCAGAUUCGAGAGAUAGCACGUAUUGCCCGUGAAGAACACAAGAGGGCGCUGCACCUCGGCAAUGGCAAGACGCUGGCUUCAGUGGACAUGAGAGAGCCCGUGAUGAGCCUGAAUGGAAAACCCCCAGUUCCUCCCAAAGUGGUGCCUCCAACUCUCCCUGCCACGCCUCCUCCGAACCUUGUGAUGAAUGGCACUAGCAAUGGCUCCAUCAAGAAUGGCAUUACCACAAUCACCACUACUACCACUGGGAGCCCCACAACAGUCAUGCCUUCUCAUGCCACAUCCAGGAGCAAGGAUGCUGAGCUGUUCAGUCGAGCGGACAUAAUACAGUGGUUCCUAAAGGAGGAGUACCCACGUGGUGCUGUGACGGACCACAAUGGUAACAACCUUGCUGCCUGGUUCCAUGGUUUCAUUGGGCGGCCAGAGUCUGAGCAGCUCUUGCAGAGGCAUGGCGGGGCAGCAGCAGGCGCGUUUCUCGUAAGAGUUCAUGAGCGCAUCAAGGGCUAUGUCAUAUCUUACUGGGCUGGAGACCGCUGCAAGCACUACCUCAUUGAUGCCUCACUUGGACACUGCCAGUUCUUUGGCUCUAAUCAACUUGUCUUCCCCCGGCUCAAAGACCUGAUAUUGCACCACACUACAAACCCCAUCACAGCACUGGGACAAGAACAGUUGCUCGACCCUUGUCCCCGCAACAACAGCAACAACUUAUUCUCACUGCUGCCCACACUUGGACAGUGAAAGAACAGCUGUGAAAAGAAAAAAAAAAGCUUCUCACAACACAAGUGCCAAGCAUUGACAUCGUGACGUGACUUGAUGUGGUUUUUGUGUCGUGUGUGAUCACAAAAAUGGCCACGCAUUACCACCAACACCAGUUACUAACCACUGUGAUCGAACCGAAGAACAGGAGGGGGUAAACCAAGUAGCUGUGUGCAGUUAUGCUGCUUCUCUUGGCACAACUUGUGCGACACUCAUCUCACUCUUCACUCCGGUUUACACGUCCAAAGAUUAAUUGUGAGUGGCGCCCUGUUAUGUGGCUGGCUGCAAGUGCAGAGGCAAAUAUCCCCUUUUUCUUAGCUUUUUUUUUUCUUUUAUAAUUGUAAUAUAUUGUACAUAAUUUAGUCACUGCAUGUGAUUGUAAUAGGCUGUUCUUUGUACAAACUGAAGCUGUACGCCCCUCUUUUUUUUGCCCUAGCGGCUGUUAUUUUAGGUGCAAUGUUUGCUUGAACCUCUUUAAUCAUUGGACUCUGUAGAACUGUGUUGAGCUUAUCAUAACUGUAUAUUUUUUUGGCCCAUGGGCGACCUGCGCUCUAUUUUUUAGCAGAAACCUAGUUCCAUAGAAGAAACUGCUGUGAAUGAAUGCGUAGGGUGGUCACAACAGUUCUAUGCACUGAUAACAGUCUGUAUAAAGCUAGUAAAACUGACCGGCAUGCAUCCAAUGUCACUUGUUUUUGUGCUAUUACCAGUGCUGCUUUUUUGAGAUUUUGGGAUGCAAUAUUUGAAUUGGAACAGUUAUUAUGUACCACACAGAACGGUAGUAAUGUCAAAAACUAGUAUAUAUCUCGCACAGACUACAUCCCCGUUUUUUGGGGAUUUAGUCUGUAGUGUAAACCUAUUGUGAUAAUGGCUAGAUUUUCAUGUGUACUUUAACCUCCAUAGCCUCUUGACAUAUCAUGCACAUUGUUGAAUGCUUAAUGCUGUAGUGCAAUGUUUCUAAUGCAUAGAUGACCGGCUUUCACGGGAAGUUGAUCACGCGUGUACUAAUAUUCAAAAUGGUUGGCUGCGUCUGCCACUCUAGACAUUUUGAAAUGACUGUUGCGAAUUAUCGACUGUGUCACAAACUGCAGUGUUACGGAGGGGUUGCGGUCGUAGUGCACUCAAUUACAGCAUUAAUUGCUACAUUGAUGAUGCUAGUUAAUGCAAACUUUGUUUAUCCUUUUAUUUUUGCACGAUCAAGAUUUUGUUUCCCUCCCUAUGACUUGCCCCCAGUCUGUAGUUGCACUGGUGUCAUUGUUUUGUUUUAAUAUUGCGCAUGGCUGCAUGCUUGCAGUAAACUGUUACUUUUUUUUAAAGAGCAGACAUGUUCGUUUUGUGAACAAAUGUGUUUGCUGGCUGAGAUAUGGAUGCCUUUUUUUUGUUCAUGCUGAAUUUCUUGGUGAAAGAGUUAAAGAUAGCUACUAUGAGUGUGUUUCUGGGAUGCUUAACUAGGCAGGUUUUCUCGACGUUUUGUUAGAAGCGCGGUGUGGCAUUUGGUUAGAAAAAGUGCAGUCCAUAAAGCCUUCGUUCCCAGCUGGUUUGGGUAAAAAAAUGAGGAGGACGGGGUGCAAAUGUUGCUGCUGCUUGUUUGACCAUUUCUAUCGAACAUACUUACCAAAAUAAAUUAUUUCAACGAGCGUGACCUGUGUUGUUUGCUGUAGGAUUUGAAGAGACAAACCAGAUGAUGAUGUAAUGAAUUUGAUGACAGUAAAACUUGUUGCACAUACA
Molecule: messenger RNA, 4012 nt
Organism: Rhipicephalus microplus (southern cattle tick)
Lineage: Eukaryota; Metazoa; Arthropoda; Arachnida; Ixodida; Ixodidae
Product: SH2 domain-containing protein 4A
Cellular component (GO): cytoplasm
Source: RefSeq, a predicted model, not a curated record